Pseudomyrmex gracilis is the source of this 1668-nucleotide messenger RNA. RefSeq lists its product as uncharacterized. The transcript has a single exon. The record is from RefSeq and is a predicted model, not a curated record. NCBI's taxonomy places the organism in Eukaryota, Metazoa, Arthropoda, Insecta, Hymenoptera, Formicidae. Gene Ontology annotation, molecular function: zinc ion binding; nucleic acid binding. Bases 1 to 1668 code for a protein of 555 amino acids.
AUGGUGGCAUCCUCUAUCGAGGAGAAUGCUGAUAGUAUCGAGAGCAUACGAGCCAAGAGCAAAAACUUAAAGGGUGAUCUUUCGCACACUAUUAAGCUUAAUGUGCAGAGAAUUAAAUGUGCGGCGGCUGAUUUAGCUACAAGGUGCGAAUUGACGGGCGAUGUCUCAUAUCUACAUAUGAGAGAGACGGAACUUCUUAAAGAGAACAAGGAGCUUAAGACGGAGAACAUUUCGCUUCGUGAUCAGAUUGACGCCCUGAGACGUGAGCUAAGGCAAUUUAAGCAAGACGUACAUGAUGGAAAGAUCGGAAUUGGUUUGAAAUCCCCAAAACGGAUUGUUCCUACCAGGGAUAUAGCAACGUCUCCUUUGGAAUCCCUGCGGUAUUCGAGCUUGUCUCUGCCGGCUGGUAGCAAGUCCUUUGUAGGAUCGCAGGCGAACAACAUUCGGGGCCCUUCGAUCUUGCCUGGCCGGAGGUCACUGGCCCGGAUUGAGGAGAGUGGGCGUAACGUGUCUGAUGUGAGUCGACUUGCACAGAUAAAUAGAAGGAGCUCUAAAGGACGCCUAACCUCGGAGGAUGACAGAGGUAUUCAGGAAGAUCGUGGGAGUCGAGUACCUCAAUCCCGACGUAGACGGCGGAGAAGACGUUCUACCACUGAAGAAGAGAUAAGAGGCUCUGAUGCACCAGUGACCCAGAGCGACACAGAAUGGUCGGUGGUCGAAUCGAGAAGGAGAAGGCGGGAGCGUUCAAGGAGAGAUAGGCGGGAAGACGCGGAUUCUCCAAUGUUGAAGCGACAGUCGAAGGUCCAAGGAAACCUGAAACUUCCUCGCAUUCGCCCCCCGCGCUCUGCUGCGGUGGCCAUUAGGGUCACAGACGGGAAAACUUCCUAUGCUGACAUCAUGAGGAAGGCGCGGCGAGAAGUUAACCUCGAGCAGUUAAAUCUCGGGGAUACAAGGAUACGGAAAGACGUAUCUGGUAGGCUGCUAGUCCAGAUCCCUGGGAAAGGCAGCAAAGAGAAGGCGCGACAACUGCAAGAUAAGUUGCAGCUAGCUCUUGGACAAGAAGCUCGCGUAACAAUACCGUCCAAGCGAGCUGAAAUCCGUAUUGUCGGAUUUGAUGAUUCCGUGACUGAGGAUGAGGUUGUGGAGAGAAUCACGACGGAUGGAGGGUGCAAUAGAAGCGACAUCAAGACGGGUCCGAUUAGGUCUAUGGCGAAUGGACUAUAUGCAGUCUGGUUACAGUGUCCAGUUGAUGUGGUCCAGAAUCUGGUCAAAAUAGGACGUGUGAGGCUUGGAUGGACUUCUGCGCGUGUGGUGUUGCUCCCGCCAAGAAGACUCCAAUGCUUCAGGUGUCUAGAAUUCGGGCACGUAAGAUCCAUGUGUCCGAGUGACACCGAUAGAAGCAAUCUUUGCUAUAGGUGUGGAGAGGCUGGUCACAAAGCCUCGGCCUGUUCUGGUCGAAUUCGGUGUCCUGUGUGCUUGUCACGUGGCCUUGUAGCAGAUCAUAGGGUCGGAACUGACAAAUGUGCGGCGCGAAGGAUUAGUGGUAUUCGAACUCGGCCUCGGAAUGCCUCUGAUGAACUUGGUCCUGCAAAUAUUGGUGAUAAAAGUGCAAGAGAAUCCGCUGGUGGAGGUCUGGUGGGUGGCGACAAUUUAAUGCAGUUAUGUUAA